UCUUGUCAGUCACAGACAUACCAUCAUUGUAAGUCUUCAUCACCAGAGUCAACGAGCAUCAUGAGGUACAGGGUGGUCACUACUUACCUCAUGUACCUGCUGUUGGUGCCAAGCCUGUCUCAAGAGUUAAAAGCUCGUGUGGUCGGUGGCACAGCGGAAGCGGGACGUCUGGAAAUCUUUUACAAUGAAACUUGGAACACAGUGUGUGGUAGAGGUUUUGGACAUGAAGAAGCUUUGGUAGCCUGCAGAAUGUUAGGAUUCAACAGCACAACAGCAGUAUCCGUGUGGUCAGUCAAGUACGGAGCAGGCUCUGGUCCUAUUCUGUUCAGUGGCCUGCGGUGUGUGGGGAACGAAACCAGCCUGGCGCAGUGUCAACACGCGGGGCUCUACAGACACAACUGUAAACGCUGGGAGGAUGUCGGCGUCAUGUGCAACUUUACUCAAGAGUUAAAAGCUCGUGUGGUCGGGGGCACAGCGGAGGCGGGACGUCUGGAAAUCUUUUACGAUGGAACUUGGAACACAGUGUGUGAUGACGAUUUUGGACAGGAAGAAGCUUUGGUAGCCUGCAGAAUGUUAGGAUUCAACAGUACAACAGCAGUAGCCGUGGGGUCAGUCGUGUACGGAGAAGGCUCUGGUCCUAUUCUGUUUAGUUACCUGCAGUGUGUGGGGAACGAAACCAGCCUGGCGCAGUGUCAACACUCAGGGCUCUAUAGACACUACUGUGAACACUCGGAGGAUGUCGGCGUCAUGUGCAACUUUACUCAAGAGUUAAGAGCUCGUGUGAUCGGUGGCACAGCGGAGGCAGGACGUCUGGAAAUCUUUUACGAUAGAACAUGGAACACAGUGUGUGGUAGAGAUUUUGAACAUGAAGAAGCUUUGGUAGCCUGCAGAAUGUUAGGAUUCAACAGUACAACAGCAGUAGCCGUGGGGUCAGCCAAGUACGGAGCAGGCUCUGGUCCUAUUCUGUUCAGUGACCUGUGGUGUGUGGGGAACGAAACCAGCCUGGCGCAGUGUCAACACUCGGGGCUUUACAUACACGACUGUGGACACUCGGAGGAUAUCGGCGUCAUGUGCAACUUUACUGACCAGAUGACAUCACGUCUGGCUGGCGGCACUUCACAGGCAGGACGUCUGGAGAUAUUUUUCAACGAAGAAUGGAGCACAGUGUGUGACGAUAAGUUUGGACAGGAAGAGGCUGAGGUAGCUUGCAGGAUGCUAGGAUUUAAAAGCAGUAAAGCAGCAGCUGUCAGCAGCAGUAGAAAUGGACAAGGUUCAGGUCACAUUCUGCUUAAUAAAGUGGUCUGCAAGGGAACAGAAACCAGUCUAGCACAAUGUCAACAUGACCCCCUGUACACCAAAUACUGUAAUCACUCGCAAGACGUUGGCGUCGUCUGUAACAUCACCAGCAAGAUGUCAGCGCGGUUGGUUCACGGUACAUCUGCGGCGGGGCGACUUGAGAUCUUGUUUAACGAGGAAUGGACUACAGUGUGUGACACAGGGUUUGGACAGGAAGAGGCGCAGGUAGCCUGCAGGAUGUUAGGAUUCAACAGUACUGGAGCAGCAGCUGUGAGUUCAGUUGUAUAUGGAGCAGGGUCAGGCAACAUUUUGCUCGACGGUCUGAAUUGCAAAGGAACAGAAACUAGUCUGGGAAUCUGCUCUCACAACAUGCUUUAUCAAACCUCCUGCAAGCAUUCGAAUGAUGUUGGCAUCGUCUGCGACAUAGAACUACGUCUGACAGGCACUAGUCGCACCAGACAAGACCUGGGCCUUGUAGAGAUGAAGACCGGGAGCACGUGGCAAGCUGUUUGCGUGUCUGACGUGAAGACGGCGACAGUAGCGUGCAGACAACUCCGUCUACCCACAGGGGCAGCCGUGUACACAGAUGGAUUGUCAUAUAAGGCUAGUAAUAGCCCUGUGCUAAAGGUAUCUUUCACCUGUGAGAGCCAUGAAAACAAUCUUUUCCAUUGCGGUCAGAAUGUAGACGGCUACAAGAGUGAGUGCGACCUCAGCGAUGUGGGAGUCUUUUGCAGCGACACCCCUUCUGUUUAUAUCGUGUCUGCAAAUGAGUCGUAUCCGCUGAUGGCUGGAAAAACAUCAGCUCUCAGGUGUCUGACCCCAAACAGUCACACAAUAGAAGAAAAGCCCACUUGGUCAGAAACAGCAGGUGGUCGUCCUGAUGGAGAUCUUCUUAUCUUUGAGCCUCUGACCAGGACACACAAUAUGAGACGAGUGACAUGCAAUUUUACGUCUGUCAACAAUAUAUCUGGUGAUAGCCUCCUACUUAUGGUUUAUUAUGAUCCGCUCAUCAGAAUAUCACCAAUGAAUAAUGUGAAUACAACAAGGACUGAAAAAAACCAUGUCCUGUAUGAGAUCACUCAUGGACAGGAUGUCAUAUUUGUUUGUGACGCUGACAGCAACCCACCUCCUGCUUCCAUUACUUGGCGAGGAGUAGUAAGCAAUAAUACCGGGGAACUACGUAUUACAGCAGCAGACAACAGACACAGUGGUACCUACACCUGUACCGUGACUACUGAAACAGUUGAUGAUGAUGACCGCCUCCCACUGCAGUCAUCAUACCAGUUGACUUUAAUUGUUAAAGGUUUUAUUCAUCAUCUGUCACUAUUAUUAAUGCUAUCACGUGUUUAAAGGGAAAGUAAAGUAGCAAAUAAAAUCAAAUGGUAGAUGCUGAUGUUCUAAAUCGUUCCUGUUUUAUAGUUUUGUGUUACAAAGCAGCUUACGUAUACUCUUUGUACACAAAGCACAUUUUCCGAAUACACAGUAUAAUAAACAGUGACUGCUCAUGAUAAGCAUAGAAACUACGAGUCAAGCGAUCACCAAAAUAAAAAAAAUGAGUAAGUCUCAAUAAAAAAGCGCUGAAGUAUCAAUUUACUAGGAAUCUAUAGCACCAUGGGGUUGGAAACCAAGAAGCUUUAUGUAAAUCAUUCUUUUGUGCGCUACCACCUAUCCGCUUUCUUCAAAAAGACUUUUGUCCCAAGAAAAGCAAUUUUAAAGUAAGCCAAAAUGUUUGAGCAGUAAAAUUAGAACAUCAGUGUCUAUUAUUUAAGUUUAACAUUUGUUCUUUGCCUCUCAGCCACAUAACACUGUCUUGCUUCUCAUAUCCAUUUUGUAAACAUAAACAAAACUAAGGUAACAUCACAGCUUGACCACCGAGACUCGUAGAGCCAAGCGCAGCGCGUGUCGUGUCCACAGUGACUGAUGUCAUGUUCUUUAAAUCACUUUGGAUUGUCACAACGUCCAGAAAACAGUCAGAAGUCAGAGGUAAGAAGAUAAUAUAAAAAGACUCUGUCUGGAGACUGUGCAUACGAUGUAGAAAAUUGUGAAAAUAAAAACCUAGUAUCAAUUAGCGAUUUCGUUGUAACUCUUUAGUUUUGUGUAUCUUCCUGACUUGCUGUUAACGCAUUAAAAAACGCACAUACAAAUUAAUUGUGUUAUACAUACAAUAACACUUUAUGAAAUAAUAAUAUUGUUAUCUGUGCAGGUUGCGAAGUUUUCAAUCUUAUUGUGUUCUACGCAUAUUGUGUCUCAAUGUAUCUGCAAUAAAUUCCGCAGCGCACAUUCAGCGUUCUGAAAUAGGUAAUGAAUGUCCACCAAACACAUCAUCAGCCUAAAAACAAACGAUUGGUCAUAGGAGGCCAAGAAUCUGCUGUAUUAAGAAAAAGACUUCAAUGGAGACGAUAUCUGCUUGGAGGAAAGAUUUAUGUUGCCGGUGGUUUUUUUUUCAAAGGCGUUGUCUUGCUGCGUAUGUAUGUUGUUAUUAUUAAUAUUAUUAUUUUUAUUAAUGUUAUUAUUAUUAUAGUUGUUAAGCGUUUAAAUAUUCAGAUAAAAGACAAACAUAUGUUUUCUGCUUUCUAUUACUUACAAUCUAAGGAUUCCAUAAGCAAUGAAAGUGAAAAUAUUUCUUUAAACAAAUUGUGUUAGUAAAAUCGUUGAUGUAAUGUCUUGUCAUUAUCUUAUCGCAGAAAACAACAAUUACAAAGAGAGAGAGAUGGAGAAGACACUCCUGUGUAAGCUUUAUAUUAAAGACACGUUACUGUCUGUACAAGAUAUUUUUGUUUGGGUCAGCCAUCAUUAUACUGCUUGCAGCUUUUAACCAAACUACAUUGGUCGAAAGAAUACAAGAACAAUAAUAUUUAUUCUGUUCUUUUCCUGAAUCUUUAAUGUUAUAUUAUUUUCAUUUUAUUGAAGCAGGCCAUACACAUGUCCGCUUUGUUCUGAUGCCCACUUUAUUUUGACAUUUAUGGCUAAUAGCUUUGCAGAACCCACAACACUGCCUUUAAUCUCAAAUUAAAUAAAAGGGAGAGCAGAAACGACCAUCGCCGAUUGUCAAUCGUCUAAAAUUAUCGCUAAGAGCUUAGCGUACAAUUUCUAAACACACCGAAGACCUCAUAUCUAUUGUUUCCAAAUUAAACUAUCAAAGAUUAACAUUUGAAAAAAAAAAUUGUUUGACGAAAGAAGCGAGGACUUUAUUUAACAAUUCCCGUAAAGCACAGUCACACAUUUUGCCCAUUUUUACUCAUUAUCUGUAAAUUAUCCCUCCUCCCACAGAUAGAGUUUAAGGUAAAUUGCUUAUUUUUUUCCAGAUUCUAUGUUUGUUGGUGGAGUUUAAGAAAGAAAUGGUAACCAGUCAUGGACGAGAUGAAUAGAUCACUGAAUGGAGUACAUGGAAAGAUACACCAAGGAAAUAUGCAUCAAGUUGAAAUCCAUAAAACAAAAUUUAUUUUUUAUUUAAAAACCACACUAUGUUUGUAAAAUAAGAAUAUACAUUAGAAUGUCAUUAUUAUAUGCUGUCUUCUUCUCAUUUUCGUUUUUUGAAGUAAAAAUCCAUGUUAAAUUGAGUAACCGGCAAGUGACAUGGCCUUUGAUCAACUUGAUUACUUUUAAACAUUAAGAAAUACAUAGCUAGCGGACUUUUCACCCCUCACAUGUUAAGGGGAGGUAAUUUGAAGUAGCUAAAUUCCUAAUGGGUCCAGUAGCUACAUCCCUUAAUUAUAUUAUUAUUUGCGCACAGAGAGAUGUGUUGUAUGAUGCUACCUUACUUGUGAGCGCAAACUACUCUGACCUGUAAUUUAAUCUUUUCAUUUUAUAUUCUCCAACAGCACAGACCAUGUCAGCUGAGUGUUUCUUCUGAUGGGAGACUACAAUCACAUGGACCAGCAAGCUAAGCACAGAGAACAGCACAACCCAUACUUAUGAAAUCUGUUUUAAACAACAGUCUGAAGAAGGAAGAACAAUCAUUAAACUGUUUUACAAUAAGAGAAAGAAGAUAAGCACUAUCAGAUUAGUUAAAAACUUUACUUUAUUCAUCAUAAUUUUGAAAUAUAUUUGGAUACAAUCAGACAUUUGCCAUGAGGAAUUUUGUAUUUGAUAAAAGUACUCACACUAUAUAAGUGUUCCUCUGUGUGAGAGAGAGAGAGAGGGAUUAUGAUUCUGUCGAUAAUUUUAGGUCACAUUUCUUUUUUGUACUUUUGUAAUUUUGCCUAGGAAGACUAUUUUUAGAUAUUUUUUAACAUAGACAUUGCUCUAUAAAUAAAAGAGAAAAUUAACUGUUUUCUUACUUACUUAUUAAGAUUAUUUAAGCUCGUGCUCAGUUAAUUUUACCAGUCAGUUAAAUUUCUGUGUCCCUUUAUAAUUACAUGAUGAUCACUACACAAACACACGUUUUGUGUUUUUAAUGGUCUACAUGCACAUCAUUAUCUUACCUAUCUAAACAUUUUCUGUUAAUUUUAAGAAAAUGUCAAUCGACUACUAUCCAUAGUUUAUCAAAUCUUUAAUUAAAUAGGUUAAUAAAUCUUUAAUAAAUCUUAUUUGCUGCUGCUGUCGGUGUUAACUUUGAUUUGUACGUCCUGUUCAUCUAACGAAACUAAUCCAUUCUUCACUGCAAUGAGCAAGAAAAUUCAUAGUGUCAAAGAACGUUAAUGUUUAAGGUUGAAAGGACAUCAGCAGUGUGUAUCCUUAAAGUGAUUGGCUUCUUCCCAUUUUCCAUUUUUGUAAUAUUUCCUUUGUGUGAAUACGUGAAUGCAAAUUUUCGCGAUGAUGCUGUGUAGUUUGGUGUAUUUAAGGUGAGAAUUAUCGUGCUGAAGUAUGGGUUGAAGGCUGAGUGGAAUGUUCUGUUAUGUGAGGCCUAAGCCUGACUGAAUCUGAUGAAAUGGUUGAUCGAAAAGGUAAAUGUGUAUUGUACAAGUAAGAAGUAGCUUUUUCUUUAAUAAUAAAUCCUGUAGCCUUCAUCAUGUCUGUGUACUGGCAGGCAGUGGGUAAAGGGAGGUAAGCAAGUACAACGUUAAUUGCCCUUGUCUGUACAGCUACGGGUCGUCUUUCGUGUUGGGAAAGAAAUGUCUUUAGUGAUAUUUCAUUUUAAAAAAACGCCUAGUGACCAUCGUUUGAUUAACAUUUAUCAGUUUUAUCGGGAACAUAAAUUUCUUGAAUAUUUUUUGUUGUGUUACAUAAAUUGUUAUGAAUGUUAAUACAUAGUUUACCUCAUGUCCAAUGCUCCUUGUAGUGAUGAUAAUGUAAAUUUUAAACAGACAUUUCUAAUUAGAUGCGAGUUAAGUGUUUUGUGCAAG
This is a messenger RNA of Pomacea canaliculata, 6581 nucleotides long. Its product is annotated as scavenger receptor cysteine-rich domain-containing group B protein-like. Gene Ontology annotation, cellular component: membrane. Lineage: Eukaryota; Metazoa; Mollusca; Gastropoda; Architaenioglossa; Ampullariidae. The transcript has 15 exons. The record is from RefSeq and is a predicted model, not a curated record. The coding region runs from base 61 to 2646 and encodes 861 amino acids.